AUGAGUAAAACGCAAGGCACUCAAUUUAUUCCAAUUGAGCAAAGACCUCUGAAAGACUUCGAAGUAGAAGACGACGAAGAUAAACCACCAGCAUCGAAGUCUCAGGAAUGA
Hydatigera taeniaeformis is the source of this 111-nucleotide messenger RNA. The record is from the annotation of a GenBank genome assembly. NCBI's taxonomy places the organism in Eukaryota, Metazoa, Platyhelminthes, Cestoda, Cyclophyllidea, Taeniidae.